Messenger RNA from Oncorhynchus keta (chum salmon), 9158 nucleotides. RefSeq names its product synaptosomal-associated protein 25-like. The transcript has 8 exons. Gene Ontology annotation, biological process: synaptic vesicle priming; exocytosis; synaptic vesicle fusion to presynaptic active zone membrane. Gene Ontology annotation, molecular function: SNAP receptor activity; syntaxin-1 binding; voltage-gated potassium channel activity. Bases 307 to 948 code for a protein of 213 amino acids. Gene Ontology annotation, cellular component: plasma membrane; SNARE complex. The record is from RefSeq and is a predicted model, not a curated record. NCBI's taxonomy places the organism in Eukaryota, Metazoa, Chordata, Actinopteri, Salmoniformes, Salmonidae.
ACCAAUUGGGUGAGCGAGCGGGUGGUAAUCGGGGCGUGUCAUCGGACUUACCUGGGUGCAGAGCGGACCUGGAAGGCAGGAACAAAAACCUUCGAGAUGAUGCAGAGGGACCGGGUCGAUCAAUGAAAAAACAGGUGACGGAUGUUCCAGUGGAUUGUUGGGCAAAGUCAAGGCAAACACGACCACUCAUAUACAUUAAGUUAAAGGACGGGUGUCAAAGCCACCUGAUGCACUAGCCUUGCUUCUUGGGAAAGAGGCUCCUGAGCAAACCAGACAGACUGUGCUGUCCUUCCGCGGCUUCUGCAGAUGUCAGGCAAGAUGGCUGCCGACUCGCCCGUGAGGACAGAGCAGGAGGAGCUGCAGAGGAGGGCCAACCAGGUAACAGAUGAGUCCCUGGAGAGUACCCGUCGUAUGAUGCAGCUAGUAGAGGAGAGCAAAGAUUCUGGAAUCCGGGCCCUGGUCAUGCUGGACGAACAAGGAGAGCAACUGGACCGCAUCGAUGAGGGGAUGGAUCAAAUCAACAAGGAUAUGAAAGAGGCUGAGAAAAACCUCACUGACAUGGCCAAGUGUUGUGGCCUGUGCAUCUGGCCCCGCACCAAGCUGAAGGACUUUGAGGAGAGUGGUGCCUAUAAGAAGGUGUGGGGGAACAACCAGGAUGGGGUGGUGUCCGGCCAGCCAUCCUCACGCGUGGUGGAUGAGAGAGAGCAGAUGAUCAUGAGCGGAGGCUACAUAAGCAAGGUGACAAAUGAUGCACGCGAAGAUGAGAUGGAGGAGAAUCUGGGACAUGUAGGCAGCAUUAUCGGCAACUUGAAGAGCAUGGCACUGGACAUGGGCAAUGAGAUCGACACGCAGAAUGUCCAGAUUGACCGCAUUCAGGGCAAGGCCAUUCUCAAUGUAUCCCGCAUCGAUGCUGCCAAUCAGAAAGCUAACAAUCUAAUGAAGAGAUAAAGAGGAAGAUUGUCCGUCUCUGCUGUGUGAUCUUAUCUACUCCCUGUCGUUCUGUGCCAGUAUGCGUUCAGUGACCGUUCACCCACAUAGAAAAUCUGCCAAAUGAUCGUGUAUGCCUUAUCCUAAAGUCUGAGCAGCAGGGUACACAUCAUUAUUCAUACCUGGCUCUACAUUAACCCACGCCUGUUUGCCAGUCUCUGUUCAGUUAUUACAUUCCACUCUUGGUACUCCAUGUCACAUGUCACAUGACAAAAAAAAGAGUACAAGAAGUGGAACGCUAGAGAGACUGGUACCUAGAUACCCAGCCUGUACCACACUGCUGCCAUCUGUUGGCUAGAUUAUUUUCUAGAAACGAGAUACACAUCCCCGUUCGCUCUUUCACCAUCCUCCCUCUGGUCCUCUUUCGAUGCCCGUCCUCUAUGGAGCCAGAUACCUGCUAUAAGAUUGAACGUACAGUACCCAUGAAAAGUUUGGACACACCUACUCAUUCAAGGGCUUUUCUUUAUUUUGUUUUACUAUUUUCUACAUUGUAGAAUAAUAGUGAAGACAUCAAAACUAUGAAAUAACACAUAUGGAAUCAUGUAGUAACCAGAGAUUCUUCAAAGUAGCCACCCUUUGCCGUGAUGACCGCUUUGCACACUCUUGGCAUUCUCCUCACCAGUUUCAUGAGGAAAAUGCUUUCCCAACAGUCGUGAAGGAGUUCCCACACUUGUUGGCUGAUUUUCCUUCACUCGGUCCAACUCAUCCCAAACCAUCUCAAUUGGAUUGAGGUCAGGUGAUUGUGGAGGCCAGGUCAUCUGAUGUAGCACUACAUCACUCUCCUUCUUGGUGAAAUAGCCCUUACACAGCCUGGAGGUGUGUUGGGUCAUUGUCCUGUUGAAAAACAAAUGAUAGUCCCACUAAGCGCAAACCAGAUGGGAUGGCGUAUAACUGCAGAAUACUGUGGUAGCUAUGCUGGUUAACUGUGCCUAGAAUUCUAAAUAAAUCACACACCAUCACACCUCCUCCAUGCUUCACGGUGGGAACCACAUGUAGAGAUCAUCCUCUCACCUACUCCGCGUCUCACAAAGACACGGUGGUUGGAACCAAAAAUCUCAAAUUUGGACUCAUUAGACAAAAGGACAGAUUUCCACCAGUCUAAUGUCCAUUGCUAGUGUUUCUUGGCCCAAACAAGUUUCUUCUUCUUAUUGGUAUACUUUAGUAGUGGUUUCUUUGCAGCAAUUCAACCAUGAAGGCCUGAUUCACUCAGUCUCCUCUGAACAGUUGAUGUUGACAUGUGUCUGUUACUUGAACUCUGUGAAGCAUUUAUUUGGGCUGCAAUUUCUGAGUCUGGUGACUCAAAUGAACUUAUUCUCUGCAGCAGAGAUAACUCUGGGUCUUACUUUCCUGUGGCUGUCCUCAUGAGAGCGAGUUUCGUCAUAGCGCUUGAUGGUUUUUGCGAGCGCACUUGAAGAAACUUUCAAAGUUCUUGAAAUUUUCUGUAUUGACUGACCAUGUCUUAAAGUAAUGAUGGACUGUUGUUUCUCUUUGAUUAUUUGAGCCGUCCUUGCCAUAAUAUGGACUUGGUCUUUUGCCAAAUAGGGCUAUCUUCUGUUUACCACCCCUACCUUGUCACAACACAACUGAUGCUCAAACGCAUUAAGAAGGAACGCAUUAAGAAACGCAUUAAGAAGGAAAUAAAUUCCACAAAUUGACUUUUGUCAAGGCACACAUAUUCAUUGAAAUGCAUUCCACCUCAUGAACUUGGUUGACAGAAUGCCAAGAGUGUGCAAUGCUGUCAUCAAGGCAAAGGAUGGCUACUUUGAAGAAUCAAAUAUAUAUUUUGAUUUGUUUAACACUUUUUUGGUUACUACAUGAUUCCAUGUGUUAUUUCAUAGUUUUGAUGUCUUCACUAUUAUUCUACAAUGUAGAAAAUAGUAAAAAAUAAAGAAAAAACCUUGAAUGAGUAGGUGUGUCCAAACUUUUGACUGGUACUGCACGUAUCGUUACAAUCGUAAGAAAAUCCAUACGUAAAUUGUUAGGAUCGUAAGAAAAGCCAUGCGUGAAACAAAAUUGAAUCUGCGCACAUAGAAAGCACCAUGUUACGAUUACGGACUAACAUUUUAAGCUUGAACAAAUCUUGUGUUGCAAUUCUGACUUACAAUAAUACCUUUCACAGUUUUAGCAGUUUCAUCUCACCGACAAAAAAACGUACAGCAAACGUCCUGUGAGGAGUGUUACCCGAACAAGCACAACACAGUAUAUACAGAAUAGAAGUCAGGGAAACCGGAAAGGGGUAUCCUGCACAUUUUCAAUUUAAUUCUCCAUUUUCUAUUACUCCUCAGUUGAAUUUACUUCACAUUUAGGUAGCUAAUGUAAUGGUUUGUUUGCCAGUGCAAGUCUAGAUAGCACUAGCUCAAAUAUGCCUACAACAGUGACGUUUCAGUCCGCUAGGUGCAUCUCUACUGCAUGGACAUAUCUCUGGGUGACGUGGACAUCCCCAUGCAUGCACCUUAUCAAAAUAUGACUAAUUCAAUAUUGCACCAUUCCACUCACUGGGCUCUGUCUGCAAUCAUAAUCAGUAAUAUAUACCAGUGGUGUAAAGUACUUAAGUAAAAAUACUUUAAGGUACUACUUAAGUAGUUCUGUGUGGUAUCUGUACUUCACUUUAUUAUUUAUAUUCUUGAGAACUUUUACUUCACUACAUUCCUAAAGAAAAUGAUGUACUUUUUACUCCAUACAUUUUACCUGACACUCAAAAGUACUCGUUACACUUAUCAAGAGAACAUCCAUGGUCACCUCUACUGCCUCUGAUCUGGCCGGACUCACUAAACACAAAUGCUCUGUUUUUGAAUGAUGUCUGAGUGUUGGAGUGUACCCCUGGCUAUCCGUACAUUUUUAAAAACACGAACAAUUGUGCCAUAUGGUUUGCUUAAUAUAAGGAAUUUGAAAUGAUGUAUUAUUUUACUUUUGAUACAUACAGUGGGGCAAAAAAGUAUUUAGUCAGCCACCAAUUGUGCAAGUUCUCCCACUUAAAAAGAUGAGAGAGGCCUAUAAUUUUCAUCAUAGGUACACUUCAACUAUGACAGACAAAAUGAGAAAAAAAUCAGGAAAAUCACAUUGUAGGAUUUUUUAUGAAUUUAUUUGCAAAUUAUGGUGGAAAAUAAGUAUUUGGUCAAUAACAAAAGUUUAUCUCAAUACUUUGUUAUAUAGCCUUUGUUGGCAAUGACAGUCAAACAUUUUCUGUAAGUCUUCACAAGGUUUUCACACACUGUUGCUGGUAUUUUGGCCCAUUCCUCCAUGCAGAUCUCCUCUAGAGCAGUGAUGUUUUGGGGCUGUUGCUGGGCAACACAGACUUUCAACUCCAUACAAAGAUUUUCUAUGGGGUUGAGAUCUGGAGACUGCCUCAGCCACUCCACUACCUUGAAAUGCUUCUUACGAAGCCACUCCUUCGUUGCCCGGGCGGUGUGUUUGGGAUCAUUGCCAUGUUGAAAGACCCAGCCACGUUUCAUCUUCAAUGCCCUUGCUGAUGGAAGGAGGUUUUCACUCAAAAUCUCACGAUACAUGGCCCCAUUCAUUCUUUCCUUUACACGGAUCAGUCGUCCUGGUCCCUUUGCAGAAAAACAGCCCCAAAGCAUGAUGUUUCCACCCCCAUGCUUCACAGUAGGUAUGGUGUUCUUUGGAUGCAACUCAGCAUUCUUUGUUCUCCCAAACACGACGAGUUGAGUUUUUACCAAAAAGUUAUAUUUUGGUUUCAUCUGACCGUAUGACAUUCUCCCAAUCUUCUUCUGGAUCAUCCAAAUGCUCUAUAGCAAACUUCAGACGGGCCUGGACAUGUAGGAUUUGAGUCAUGUAGGAUUUGAGUCCCUGGCGGUGUAGUGUGUUAUUGGUGUGUUAUUGAUGGUAGGCUUUGUUACUUUGGUCCCAACUCUCCUCUGCAGGUCAUUCAUUAGGUCCCCCGGUGGUUCUGGGAUUUUUGCUCACCGUUCUUGUGAUCAUUUUGACCCCACGGGGUGAGAUCUUGCAUGGAGCCCCUGAUCGAGGGAGAUUAUCAGUGGUCUUGUAUGUCUUCCAUUUCCUAAUAAUUGCUCCCACAGUUGAUUUCUUCAAACCAAGCUGCUUACCUAUUGCAGAUUCAGUCUUCCAGCCUGGUGCAGGUCUACAAUUUUGUUUCUGGUGUCCUUUGACAGCUCUUUGGUUUUGGCCAUAGUGGAGUUUGGAGUGUGACUGUUUGAGGUUGUGGACAGGUGUCUUUUAUACUGAUAACAAGUUCAAACAGGUGCCAUUAAUACAGGUAAUGAGUGGAGGACAGAGGAGCCUCUUACAGGUCUGUGAGAGCCAGAUAUCUUGUUUGUUUGUAGGUGACCAAAUACUUAUUUUCCACCAUUAUUUGCAUGUAAAUUCAUAAAAAAUCCUACAAUGUGAUUGUCAGGAUUUUUUUUCCUUCUCAUUUUGUCUGUCAUAGUUGAAGUGUGCCUCUCUCAUCUUUUUAAGUGGGAGAACUUGCACAAUUGGUGGCUAACUAAAUACUUUUUUGCCCCACUGUAAGUACAUUUUUGCAAUUACAUUCACUUUUGACACUUAAGUGUAUUUCAAACCAAAUACUUUUAGACUUUUACUCAAGUAGUAUUUUACUGGGUGACUUUUACUUGAAUCAUUUUCUAUUCAGGUAUCUUUACUUUUACUCAAGGAUGACAAUUGGGUACUUUUUCCACCACUGGUAUCUAUCUACCAGGAAUAAUGAAACAUAGAUUAAUAUUAGAUAUUUGGUGAAUCUAUGAGUUAUGUUAUGACCACUGGAGUCUUUUCCACUCAAAAAUGUUUUUAUAGAAUAUUUCAUCACAACAUCUUGCCAAAGAAUAUUCUGUGCAAUAACGUGAUUUAUUUGAAUCGGAUCAUGAACAUAUGGACUUUGAAAUUAACAAGGGAGAGGUUAAACAUAGGCUAAAUCUGGCAUAAGCUUAUUCCCAAACUUUACAAUAACUCUGUUGCAGUGGUUUUAGGUAGUCUCAGUAUAAGCUAUUCCCUCCAUCGCAACACUGCUGCCCAGUUGAAGAGCUUGUGAUCUCCACGCAGCACCACACCACCAUGUGCCUUCGGAAAAGCAGCCCUCAGCUUCAGAAGAUGCCCUUCUGGAGGCAUGCAACCAUAGUCAUUAUACCCUUAAUGUAGGCCUUUUUGCCUACUAGCCAAAUAGUGCAGAGCAUGCAUGAUAGGUGCAACUCGUCACUCCAACAUAUUUGAACAUUUAAUUCAUCCUUCUUUCAGUUCAGUCAGUCAGUAUGUCAUCCAUUCAGUAAUUUGUCUGAGCUGCAAUAGGAACUAAAUUAAAGAGAAUAGAACAGUCAUCCAGUUGUUUAUUGAAAUCCAUGUGUAUUCAAAAUUAUCCAAAGUUCUUUAGCCUGUCACUAUAAUAAUUAGAUGUUUAAUUUAGGCCAAUCCAAAUAAAAAAAAUAGGCCUUCAACUUGUAAGCAUUGCAAUUUAGGCUAUAAUUUUGGGUGCUGGUGUCUUGCAGAAUCAUUUUAAAGGGGGAGAUCAAGCUGAUCCUAACUGUUAUAGGCCAAUUUCUAUAUGGCCCUGUUGAUCAAGUGUUGGAAAAACUUGUCAAUAAUCAACUGACUGGCUUUCUUGAUGUUUAUAGUAUUCUCUCUGGUAUGCAAUCUACUUUCUGCUCAGGCUAUGGAUGUGUCACUGCAGCCUUAAAGGUCCUAAAUGAUGCCACCAUUACCCUUGAUUCUAAGCAAUGGUGUGCUGCUUUUUUUUAUUGACCUGGCAAAAAGCUUUUGAUAUGGUAGACCAUUACAUUCUUGUGGGUCGGCUAAGGAGUAUUGGUGUCUCUGAGAGGUCUUUGGCCUGGUUUUCUAACUACCUCUCUCAAACAGUGCAGUGUAUAAAAUCAGAACAUCUGUUGUCUCAGCCACUGCCUGUCACCAAGGGAGUACCACAAGGCUGGAUCCUAGGCCCCACGCUCUUCUCAAUUUGCAUCAACAACAUUGCUUAGGUAGUAGGAAGCUCUCUCAUCCAUUUAUAUGCAGAGGAUACAGUCUUAUACUUUGCUGCCCCCCGGAUUUUGGGUUAAAUGCUGUACAACAAAGCUUUUCUCAGUGUCCAACAAGCUUUCUCUACCCUUAACCUUGUUCUGAACAAAGGCCAUGUGAUUCAGUAAGAAGAAUGCCCCUCUCGCCACAAGUGUGAUUACUACCUCUGAGGGUUUAGAGCUUGAGGUAGUCACCUCAUACAAGUACUUGGGAGCAUGGCUAGACUGUACAGUGUCAUUCUCUCAGCACAUAUCAAAGCUGCAGGCUAAGGUUAAAUCUCGAGUUGGUUACCAAACUAACUCUGAUUCUGAUGACCAUGCUACCCAUGCUAGAUUAUGGAGAUGUAAUUAAUAGAUAGGGUGCUCUCUAGCGGCUAGAUGUUCUUUAUCAUUAGGCGAUUAGAUUUGCCACCAAUGCUCCUUAUAGGACACAUCACUGUACUCCAUCCUCCACAUACAACAACCACUCUAUCAGUCACAUUCUGUUAAAGCUCCCCAAAGCACACACAUCCCUGGGUCGCUCCUCUUUUCAGUUCGCUGCAGCUGGUGACCGGAAUGAGCUGCAAAAAACACUCAAUAUAGACAGUUUUAUCUCCAUCUCUUAAUUCAAAGACUCAAUCAUGGACACUCUUACUGACAGUUGUGGCUGCUUCGUGUGAUGUAUUGUUGUCUACCUUCUUGCCCUUUGUGCUGUUGUCUUAGUCCAAUAAUGUUCGUACCAUGUUGUGCUGCUGCCAUGUUGUGUCGCUACCAUGUUGUUGUCAUGUUGCAUUGUUACUAUGCUGUGUUGCCAUGUGUUGCUACCAUGCUAUGUUGUUGUCUUACUGUAGGUCUCUCUUUAUGUAAUGUUGCUGUGUCUCUCUUGUCAUGAUGUGUAUUUUGUCCAAAAUGUUUAUUUAAUAAAAAAUUGUUUAUCUCAGCCCCACCUCUGCAGGAGGACUUUUGGUAGGCCGUCAUUGUAAAUGAGAAUUUGUUCUUAACUGACUUGCCUAGUUAAAUAAAGAUUCAAUACAAUUAAAAUAAAACGUGCAUUUUAUAACUGUUUUUAGUAUAGGGCUCCCCUUAAUAAAAAUAAACUCUAGCUCGCAGGCCUCUAAAUACAUUUUAAAAUAGUUGAAGAAGCACGUGCAGUGGCUGAUAGGGAAAACAGAUCCGGCAAUUAGAAUAGGCUUUAGAUAGUCUUGACCAUUUGGGACCCUGUGGUUAUUUCAAUCAGGACAGGUUAUAGCCAAGACUUAAUGAAUAUUUUGUUUUGUCUCAUUUAUUGAUAUGGAUAUAGCCUCUGCGUGAUGGGGUUGUGCAAUGCAAAUGGCUAUAACAAGCCUAAAUACAGAGUGGAAUUCACUAAUACAUCAGUCAGAAUGCCUAAUAUAAGACCCAGUCAGUGCUCCCAAAUACUGGAAAAAGUUUGAUUCAUUAAGUUACAUGACACACCACAAUAGCCCGAAUCAGCUAUAAAAAUAAAUUAUGCAAUUAUAUUUGGCCAUUAAAUAACACACAACAGCAUGGCAUAUUUAGAUAGCGGAAUAGGCCUAAAUCACAUUUACGUUCUAUUUUGCAGCUCAGGCGGUUCUUCUAGACAAGGCUCUUCUGUGUCUUUAUCAUUCUCACACAAGUCAUUUCCUGAAAGCCCAAGCCUAUUCUACGUCAUCUACUGGUAUUGAAUUUAAUUUACUUUGGGUAACAGACAUAUACAACAAAAUGUACGAUGUGGACCCAGAGGAUAUCACUUGAAUGUAUGAAUUAAAACACUUGUUUCCAAAGUGGUCCUCAAUGGUAUAAAAUAUAGCACAUAUAAUGAUUAAAAGGCAAGACAAAAUUACAAACAACCAUAAAUACAUUAAUUUAUAUUGACAUCCUAAAAAGUGGCCCUAUUCACUGCACUUUUCCCCCUAACCUUAACAAUCAACCAUAUUCAUUUCGCAUUAAAACAAUCUAUCCAUUGCACAUCAUACCGGUCCUUCAAAUCAAUACACCCAACCAGCAGUAGGGGUCACAAGGGGCAGUGGAGUGGUUUCUCUUACUUAAGACAACCUUGUACAAAUUAAAACCGUUGCCUGCUUUUUAAAGCAAUUUCUACUUUUUCUUUGCUUGUUUUCCAGGGGGAAGCUAUUCCAUAGACAAAUGACUGUAUAGAAAAACGUGCUCCUCGCAGUACUGAUUACUCUUGGGAUUUUACAAGACAUAACACUA